UCGAGAUCGGCCGCGGCUCCUUCAAGACGGUGUACAAAGGGCUGGACACCGAGACCACCGUCGAGGUGGCUUGGUGCGAACUGCAGACACGGAAGCUGUCCAAGAUGGAGCGGCAGCGCUUCAGCGAAGAGGUGGUGAUGCUGAAGGGGCUCCAACACCCAAACAUUGUCCGUUUCUACGACUCAUGGAAGUCUUCCGUCAAAGGACAGGUCUGCAUUGUGUUGGUCACAGAACUCAUGACUUCAGGCACCCUCAAAACGUACCUGAAGCGCUUCAAGGAAAUGAAGCUGAAGGUUCUUCAGCGCUGGAGCAGACAGAUCCUGAGGGGGCUCCAUUUUCUGCACACGCGAUCCCCUCCCAUCAUCCACCGGGACCUGAAAUGUGACAAUAUCUUUAUCACGGGUCCCACUGGCUCAGUCAAAAUUGGAGACCUUGGCUUGGCCACACUCAAGCGUGCCUCCUUUGCCAAGAGUGUCAUAGGAACCCCAGAAUUCAUGGCUCCAGAGAUGUAUGAGGAGAAAUACGAUGAAGCUGUGGAUGUGUAUGCCUUUGGCAUGUGCAUGCUGGAGAUGGCAACCUCAGAGUACCCCUACUCGGAAUGCCAAAAUGCUGCUCAGAUCUACCGCAAGGUCACCUCGGGCAUGAAGCCCAACAGCUUUUACAAGGUGAAGGUGCCUGAACUGAAGGAGAUCAUUGAGGGCUGCAUCCGGAUGAACAAGAAUGAGAGAUACAUCAUCCAGGAUCUUCUGGACCACUCCUUCUUCCAGGAAGACACAGGGGUCCACGUGGAGCUGGCUGAAGAGGAUGAUGGGAUGAAGUCCAACCUGAAGCUUUGGCUGAGGAUGGAUGACACAAAAAAGCUGCACGGGAAAUACAAGGACAACAAUGCCCUGGAGUUCCAUUUUGAGCUCUAUAAGGACGUGGCUGAGGAAGUUGCCCAGGAAAUGGUGAUCUUAGGUUUUGUGUGUGAGGCAGACUACAAGCUGGUGGCCAAAGCAGUGCGUGAGCGUGUCGUCGCCAUUAAGCGCCAACGGGAGAAGGCCAAGCGGGCUCAGGAGGAGCAGAAGCAGCAUGAGCAGGCUCCGUCGAUACCUGCCGACAUCCUGCAUUUGCUGGAGCUGGACUCCCCCCCAGCCCUCAGCUCUGGCCAGCCCUCGGUGCCCACCACGCCCGGAUCUGGGGAUUCUGCGCUUGGUCCAACCUUUCCACCAGAGCCGGAGGAGCCAGAGGUCGACCAGCACCAGCCCUUCCGGUAUCAGCAUAGCUAUUCCUCUGCCACAUACUGUGAGACUGAUGGAUACCUGAGCUCCUCUGGAUUUGUGGAUUUGCCUGACGUGCCACAGAGUCUCUCCAGCCCAGCCGCAGCCCCUGAGCCGCAACCCUCCUUCGCUUCGAGCAUUGCUGUGAGCCUAAACCCGGCCUCCAUCAGUGACUUCUCUUCCCCUGUGGACAGCUACACAUCGGACGUGGCCUCUGGCUUGAGCGAUGGCUACGAGGGUCUCUCUGCAGGUGAAUGCAGGCCAAAGCCCCUGGCCAAGCGAGGCUCUGGGAGACUACUGCGCCGCCGUGCCCGGUCUCGCCUGCGCAUCACAAAUAUGCCAGACCAGAAUGACCGUGUGGUUGAGUGUCAAUUGCAAACGUAUAAUAGCAAGAUGGUGACCUUCAAGUUUGAUCUGGAUGGAGACAGCCCCGAGGAAAUUGCAGCUGUCAUGGUUGCCAAAGAGUUCAUCCUGAAAUCUGAACAAGAUGGAUUCAUCCGGCGAAUCUGUGAUAUUAUCCAACGAGUGGAGACUCUUCUGCGCAAAGAUGGGCGGAACAAAGAGCAGGGCCCCCUGGCCAACCCUGAGGUGCAAUGUUUGUCCGCUACUUUGGCUGCUGAUGGACUCUCAGGUGAGCUGCCGCUACAAGGGCUCCCACGUUCCAUCUCUUCAUCCUCAUCUCUUAGUGAUUUUGGCUGCUCCAGCCCUGGGCAGUCUCUGUCAUCCCCUGUCCAAGCUUCAUUGGUGGAUGGCACCUCUGAGAAUGAGUCCUUCAGCCCCAUGGUUCCCCCACGAAGCACCCAGAACUUUGGGCUGCCUCUGCUUUCAACACCAUCCACAGGUGUCCCCAGUAUGCCUGUACAGACCUGGCCGCCUUACCACGUGGUGCCCAUGACUCCUGCAACUCCUCCAUACCUUCUCCCCAUUCCUCAGCCGAUCACCCCCAGAAGUCCGCUUCUUGCCUCACCCUCUGCCCCACCUGCGGUGCACACUCCGCCUGUCCCCCUCUGGACCCCCUCCACUUCCCCAAUAUUCUCCCUCGCCAAUGUCUUCUCACUGGCUGUGAUGAGCGUGGCCCAGUCGCUUCUUCCAGCAGUGUCCGUAGUGCCUGCUCAGACAGGGCCACUCUACACCUCACCAAUCCCACAGCCCCCGGUCUUCUGCCCGCCUAGCCCAACUGCUGCACGUUUUGUCUACCCUGAGGUGGUAUCUCCCACCAACCCCACCCAGGUAGCCAGCGAGAUGUCUGAGCCACUGGCAUCUCCAGUCUGUCAGCCAUCCCCAAAUGCCUCAGUCACUGGGCGGCCGGACAACCACAUGGUGCCCUCUGCCUCCCCCUUGUCUGGAUCACAGCUAACUGUGUCAGAUUCACCCACCGCUAACUGCUCCCUCGCCCGGCUCUCACCCAUCAAUGAAGAGCCCAAGCCACAGAUCCUGGGCCGCUUCCAGGUGACACCAACACGAGAUGUGCCUCCGGAAACCACUCCAAGGGGCAACAGGCCCAGCACCCCGAGCACGUCAGACUCCGACAGCGGGUCUCCAGCUGGAACAGUAGUGCAGGAAGCAGAGGAGGGCACCACCCCUGUGGCAGAGGGGGAAGGGGAAGGGGACGCCCCCCCGCAGCAGCCCUUUGCCUGGAUGCAUUACCUGCACAGCCCAUCCUACCCGAGCAGCGAUGACUCCGACAGUGCGGAGGACGAGGAGGUCUGCAAGGAGCUGCAGGCCUUGCGCCACAAGCAUCUCUCUGAAGUACAAACCCUCCAGGCCCAGCAGAAGCAGGAGAUAGAGGAGCUCUACGCCCGCCUGGGGAAGGUGCCGCCUGCUGGCAUUGUGUCGCCCGCUGCCAUGCUGUCCAGCCGCCAGCGCCGCCUCUCCAAAGGCAGCUUCAGCCCCUUGCGGCGCAGCAGCCUGCAGCGCCCGGAUUUGCCGCAGCCCCAAGGGAUCAUGAGGAGGAAUUCUGUCAGCGGUGGUAACAGCACCUCCCAGGAGCAGCGGCAAAGCAAGGGUGUGAAGUUCGCCAGUGAUAUUGGAGGCAUGUAGCCAGACUGCCUGUGCGCACAUGCGUGGACUACCUCAGCCUGUGACCCACUGUCGAAAGGACGGGAGCAGAUGGCAAAGGGUCCUAUGCAGCAUCGGCCUUAUACUCCCAGCUGUAUGGCCAACUACCAUUGCCCCACAUGGCAAAGGCCUUCUGGCGGAAGGAACAGAGGCACUGCCCACCCCAAGCAAGCGAGGAUGGUCGCAGCCCAGCACUACUGCCCAUGCCUUGUCUCUGCCUAGGCUUUGGAUCUGCAGAGAUUAGCCAAGCCCAUUUGGGGAUGCUUCUUGUGGAAACAAGUGCUUUUGCUGCUGCUUCUGUCUUGCAAAGGAAUGGUACUGAACAGAAGCCAGUCAGCCUCUGGCCUAUAGGAUCCCUUGUGCAAUGGAGGGAGGUUUUCAAGCUCCAAGCUAGAUUGACCCAUAGGCCUGGGAGGGUCAGGACUUGUUCUGAGCAGGCGUCGUCUGCCCCUCCGAAUGUAGGUUCAUUCACAAGACAAGGCUCUCAGAAAUCUUUAAGCAGAUGCCUUAAGUUAGAGGCAUUUGGAAUUUGUGCCUCAGUAUUAAAGGGAUUGGGGUCUCUCCUUCUUGCUUCAAUCCCCAAGCUGCUGCUGCUGCUGCUGCUCCUCACAGCCAGAGCACUACGCUAGAUCUCCUCUUGCAGUUUGUUUUUUAACUUUGCCCUGAUUGGGAUAUGAACUGCUUGGGGGUGCUACCCCUUGACUUGCACGGGAAUCUGCACCUUGAAAUGAAGCCCUGAAGCUUUCACCCUUGUGUACAAUGUUUUAUUUUUAUAUAUAAAGAUAAGCUUUGGAAGGAAAA
This is a messenger RNA of Elgaria multicarinata webbii, 4118 nucleotides long. It is a transcript of the gene WNK4, whose product is annotated as WNK lysine deficient protein kinase 4. Lineage: Eukaryota; Metazoa; Chordata; Lepidosauria; Squamata; Anguidae. The coding region runs from base 105 to 3299 and encodes 1064 amino acids. Gene Ontology annotation, biological process: negative regulation of sodium ion transport; positive regulation of potassium ion import across plasma membrane; intracellular signal transduction. The transcript is spliced from 20 exons. The record is from RefSeq and is a predicted model, not a curated record. Gene Ontology annotation, cellular component: cytosol; cytoplasm. Gene Ontology annotation, molecular function: protein serine/threonine kinase activity; ATP binding; potassium channel inhibitor activity.